Myotis myotis is the source of this 1240-nucleotide messenger RNA. RefSeq names its product proteasome activator subunit 3 (gene PSME3). NCBI's taxonomy places the organism in Eukaryota, Metazoa, Chordata, Mammalia, Chiroptera, Vespertilionidae. The record is from RefSeq and is a predicted model, not a curated record. Gene Ontology annotation, cellular component: proteasome activator complex; nucleoplasm; cytoplasm. Gene Ontology annotation, biological process: regulation of G1/S transition of mitotic cell cycle; regulation of proteasomal protein catabolic process; positive regulation of endopeptidase activity. The transcript has 12 exons. Gene Ontology annotation, molecular function: endopeptidase activator activity. The coding region runs from base 266 to 1081 and encodes 271 amino acids.
CACGUGGUGGACUCCGUGCUUGAGGCUAGUGACAGCUGGAAGUUCCCCAGCCCCGCCUCCGGACGCUGCCGCUGUCCUUGGAGUCAGGCCUGCCUCGCAUCUUAGGUCAGGUCUGGAAGGGAGUCGGCGGGCACGUUUGUGAGCUCACACCUCCCCCAUCUACCGGCCUUUCGUCUGCUCACACACUCAGACCGCCUCACACACAGGGAGGGAGAGAGGGAAGACAGGUGGGGGCUGCCCUCCAGCCCCGCUUCCCUCUCCUGAGAUGGAGAAAUGGGUCCUCAAAAAAAUAAAGUACUUGCAGUCCGGGGGCCUCUCCGCUUCUCACUACCAUUACAAGGUUGAUUCUUUCAGGGAGCGGAUCACAAGUGAGGCAGAAGACUUGGUGGCAAAUUUUUUCCCAAAGAAGCUGUUAGAACUUGAUAGUUUUUUGAAGGAACCAAUUCUAAACAUUCAUGACCUAACUCAGAUCCACUCAGACAUGAAUCUCCCUGUCCCUGACCCCAUUCUUCUCACCAAUAGCCACGAUGGACUGGAUGGUCACCUAGCAUUGUUUCUGCCCACUUACAAAAAGCGAAGGUUGGAUGAGUGUGAAGAGGCCUUUCAAGGAACCAAGGUGUUUGUGAUGCCCAAUGGGAUGCUAAAAAGCAACCAGCAACUGGUGGACAUUAUUGAGAAAGUGAAACCUGAGAUCCGGCUGCUGAUUGAGAAAUGCAACACGGUCAAAAUGUGGGUACAGCUCCUGAUCCCUAGGAUAGAAGAUGGGAACAACUUUGGGGUGUCCAUUCAGGAGGAGACAGUUGCAGAACUAAGGACUGUUGAGAGUGAAGCUGCGUCUUAUCUGGACCAGAUUUCUAGAUAUUAUAUUACGAGAGCCAAAUUGGUUUCUAAAAUAGCUAAAUAUCCCCAUGUGGAGGACUAUCGCCGAACCGUGACAGAGAUUGAUGAGAAAGAAUAUAUCAGCCUCCGUCUCAUCAUAUCAGAACUAAGGAAUCAAUAUGUCACCCUACAUGACAUGAUCCUGAAAAAUAUUGAGAAGAUCAAACGGCCCCGGAGCAGCAAUGCAGAGACACUGUACUGAGGCCAGGGCCAGGGCCAGGGGACUCUGUGAGUCUGGCUCAAGACCGACAUUGCCUUGGUUUGUUACAUGACUAUCGUGAUGGGGAAGCUGGCUGGAAAUAGUAAUCACACCUCUCUCUGUUUUUAGUUAGUCUAAUGAAACUCUCAUGUAGUUCUGUGA